CAUAUGAAUGGCCAAAAAAGAUGGCCGCCUUGAUUCCGAGGUACACUCUACAAGCAGCAAGAAAGCAGACAACAUGCAUCGCAACUAUUGCGGUUCAGACAAAUCAUUACUCAUCACAACCAGAAAUCAUCAAAAAGCCCACUACAGCUUCUUUGAAGAGAGGCACAGGUGGUCGUAGUUCCUUCAAUGGGAUAGUAUGCACUCUGUUUGGUGCAAAUGGAUUUGUUGGACGCUAUGUGUGCAAUCGCCUUGGCAAGAUUGGUACUCAGUUAAUAAUACCGUAUAGAGGUGAUAUGUAUGAUUGCAUGCCUCUGAAGCUCUCCGGAGAUUUAGGACAAGUCUUGUUUCAUCCGUUUCACUUGCGUGACAACGAAUCGAUAAGAAAAUGUAUCAAGUACUCCAAUGUUGUUGUCAAUCUAAUUGGACGAGAUUGGGAAACUAAGAACUUCUCUUUUCAUGAGGUGCAUGUUGAGGGAGCCAGGAGACUUGCUAGAUUAUGCAAGGAAGCUAAUGUUCAGCAUUUUAUCCAUGUGUCUGCAUUAAAUGUGGGCGACGAGUUUGAGUCACAUGUAUUGAAAGGUGGUUCUAAAUUUCUUCGUUCAAAAUGGGAAGGCGAGUGUGCAGUGCGAGAAGAGUUUCCUGAAGCUACAAUUAUUCGGCCGUCAGAUAUAUGGGGUCAAGAGGAUCGAUAUUUAAAUAUGUAUUCCGGCAUGUGGAGACACCAUUUCAAGGGUGUACCGUUAUGGGAAAAGGGUGAAAAAACAGAAAAACAGCCAAUAGCUGUAUACGAUAUUGCUGCUGGUAUUAGAGCUAUUGCAAGAGAUCCUAAAAACACAGCUGGCAAAACUUACCAGUUUGUUGGACCGAAACGUUAUAAACUAUCUGAAUUACUUGAUUGGUUCCAUCGAAUACGGAUACGCGAUCCAGUCGAAGAUGGCUACAGACGAAUAAACUUGAAAUACGCUCCACUUUUCCAGCUUAAAGUUAUUUUGAACGAAUACAUAUCUCCUGCGUAUCCACUCGGACAUUUGCAGUGGGAAUAUUUGGAAAGGGAAGCUAUAUCUGAUGCAGUAUCAAAUAAAUUGCCAACUCUAGAAGAUCUUGGCGUUACGCUAACGACAAUGGAAUCACGAGUACACUGGGAGUUGAAACCGCAUUGUAAGGAUGUACAAUAUAUGGAGAGUGUUGGCGAGUUCGAUCCUGUUCCGGAUCCACCAACAGUUCCAAUUCAUUAAUUCUUUCUAAUAAUAUGCUAGAUUAUUAUAAUAUAUAUAGAAAAUGAAAUAUGUACUCUUACUGUUAAUACUUGCUGUAAGGAGUAUGUUGUAAAUUAAAUAUCGCGGUCUCACAAA
Cyphomyrmex costatus is the source of this 1352-nucleotide messenger RNA. RefSeq names its product NADH:ubiquinone oxidoreductase subunit 39 (gene ND-39). The record is from RefSeq and is a predicted model, not a curated record. Gene Ontology annotation, cellular component: mitochondrion. Gene Ontology annotation, molecular function: protein-containing complex binding. The transcript has 7 exons. Bases 21 to 1235 code for a protein of 404 amino acids. NCBI's taxonomy places the organism in Eukaryota, Metazoa, Arthropoda, Insecta, Hymenoptera, Formicidae.